Thlaspi arvense is the source of this 768-nucleotide messenger RNA. The record is from the annotation of a GenBank genome assembly. NCBI's taxonomy places the organism in Eukaryota, Viridiplantae, Streptophyta, Magnoliopsida, Brassicales, Brassicaceae.
AUGGGUUUGAGAAGAACAUCGUUGGUUUUAUUCAUCCUCUUCAUCUUUCAUCUUUUUCACAAUUUUACUUCCGUUAGCUCACGGCCUUCCUCAGUUGAUACGAACCAUGAGACUCUUCCUUUCAGUGCCUCGAAGCCAGAUGUUGUAGGGUUUGAAGGAAAGGCUCGGGAGUUAGCUGUCGUUAUCAAAAGAGGAGGCGGUGGAGGACGCGGUGGUGGCGGCGGCGGUCGAAGCCGGUCAAGCGGCGGCGGGGGACGUGUAAUUCCGGUUCAUGGUAGAGGUACUGGUACUGGUGGAUCGCAUGGUUCAAGCGGCAGCCGGAAUCUUCGAGGGGCAGUGUGUGCGCUCGCUUGUCCGGUUUCGUUUGGUAUUAUGCCUUAUGAGAUUGAUUUGGGCAAACGCUCACGGCCUUCCUCAGUUUCUACGAACCACGAGACUCUUCCUUUCAGUGCCUCAAAGCCAGAUGUUGUAGGGCUUGAAGGAAAGGCUCGGGAGUUAGCUGUCGUUAUCAAAAAAGGAGGCGGUGGAGGACGUGGAGGCGGCGGCUGCAGCCGGGGAGGAGGAGGAGGAGGAGGAGGUGACGGCAGUGGUUCCAGCAGGGGAGGAGGAGGCAGCGCUCGAAGCCGAUCACGCGGCGGAGCAGGAGUGAUCAUUUAUCCUGGUGGACGGCAUUCUCAUCAUUCAAGCGGCAGCAUGAGUCUUCAAGGGGCAGUGUGUGCGGUCGGCUGGUUGAGUUUAUCGGUUUUAGCCGGUUUUGUCUUGGUUUAG